Frankliniella occidentalis (western flower thrips) is the source of this 2059-nucleotide messenger RNA. Its product is annotated as glutamate dehydrogenase, mitochondrial-like. NCBI's taxonomy places the organism in Eukaryota, Metazoa, Arthropoda, Insecta, Thysanoptera, Thripidae. Bases 245 to 1771 code for a protein of 508 amino acids. Gene Ontology annotation, molecular function: L-glutamate dehydrogenase (NAD+) activity. Gene Ontology annotation, biological process: L-glutamate catabolic process. The transcript is spliced from 8 exons. The record is from RefSeq and is a predicted model, not a curated record. Gene Ontology annotation, cellular component: mitochondrion.
CUGUGAACCCUGUGAACGCUUCCAGUAUCACUUACUUACCUGAGUAAUGCUGCUGCGAACCAUUCGAUCUCUAAUGGGAGUUGGUCAGUUACCUCGCCGUCAUCGGUUUUACUCCCGGAAGGCUGACACGUGUAAUCCCGGUCCGACCUCGUCAAUCACGUACGAGGUUGUCGAAGCGUGCGCGUUGAAAUGCCGACAGCGCCCUUGAAUGCAGGCCUGAUGCCGUGAGUUUGGUUUGCUGCAGAUGCCAGAGCGUUUGCGAUGCAUGCCCCAGGAGCGGGACCCCCUAUUCACAGCCAUGGUUGAGUACAACUACCACUACGCCGUCGGGAAGAUGGUGCCCAUGUUUGAGAAGUCCAUGAUGGGGCGGCAGAGGCUGACGGACGAGCAGCGCAAGCACCGCGUCGAGGGUAUCAUGCGCAUCAUGGGGUCGUGCUCCGCCUGCAUCGAGGUGACCUUCCCCGUGAAGCGGGACGAUGGCUCCUUCACCCUCAUCACCGGGUACCGGGCGCACCACAGCGUGCACAAGAUGCCGGUGAAGGGAGGUAUCCGGUACAGCGAGGACGUGAGUUCGGACGAGGUGAAGGGCCUGGCCGCCCUCAUGUCCUACAAGACGGCCUGCGUCAACGCGCCCUUCGGCGGGGCCAAGGGCGGGAUCAAGAUAAACCCCAAAGAGUUCAGCGAGAACGAGUUGGAGAAGAUCACCAGGAGGUACACGCUGGAGCUCGUGAAGCGCGGCUUCAUAGGCCCCGGCAUCGACGUCCCCGCCCCGGACAUGAACACGGGGCCGCUGGAGAUGAGCUGGAUCGCGGACCAGUACGCGAAAACUCUCGGCCACUCCGACAUCAACUCGUACGCCACGGUCACGGGCAAGCCCAUCAACCUGGGCGGCGUGGCGGGGCGGCAGGACGCCACGGGGCGCGGGGUCUACAUCGGCACCAACUGCUUCAUCCGUGAACCCGAGCUCAUGCAGCAGAUAGGCCUGUCGCCCGGCUGGCAGGACAAGACGUACGUGGUGCAGGGCUUCGGCAACGUGGGCUUCCACACGGCCCGGUUCUACUCCAAGGCCGGCGCCAAGUGCAUCGGUGUCAUCGAGUGGGACUGCGCCAUCAGGAACUGCCAGGGCAUCAAUCCUCACGAGCUCAUGGAACAUCUCAAGAAAACCGGUAGCAUCAGGGACUUCCCCGGCUCGGAGGCGGUCGACCGCGACGAAUUACUUUGUGCUGAGUGCGACAUCCUCGCGCCGUGCGCCACGGAAAAGGUGGUGCAUCUGGACAAUGCAGGCAACAUCAAGGCGAAGAUUAUUGCCGAAGGAGCAAACGGCCCCCUCACUCCUGCGGCAGAUAGGAUCCUGAUGGAGAAGAAUGUAUUAAUUAUUCCUGACAUCUAUUUAAAUGCUGGAGGAGUUACAGUUUCCUACUUCGAAUGGGUCAAAAAUGUCAAUCAUAAGUCGUUUGGCAGAUUGAGCCUGAAGUAUGAAGAGGGAACACAACUGCAUCUCCUUGAUUCAGUGGAGAAGUCUUUAAACAAGUCCCUUCCUAACUGCAACAUAGAAAUUCGACCAUCAGAAGAAUUCAGACGCAGAUUAAUAGACGCAUCAGAAAAAGAAAUAGUCAGAGCAAGCUUGGAGGCAACGAUGGAAAAGACAGCAGCAGAAAUUAAAUUCAUGGCUAAGGAACAUAAUUUGGGAAUUAAUAUGAGAAUUGCUGCCUACUGUAAUUCACUCUACAAAAUUUAUAAAUGCUAUGAAGAGGCUGGUUUAACUUUAUAGGUUUUACUGCACAUUAUUGCCAUUUUAUCUUUGUGAUUCACAUUUAGUGUAUAAUAGAGUAAAAUGGCCAUUUUCCUAAGUAUUUAUACUCUGUACUAUUUUAUUGUAUUUAAGCAUAUCUGUUCAAUGAAGAACUUUUUUCAUAAUUUAUGUUUUCAUUUCAUUACUAACUAUUUGUUGCAGUGCAAAUUUUGCAAUAAAUUCCUUAUGUUUUGAAAGAGUUGUGGAGAGAGUGUAAUUACUGUUUAUGACAAAAUCUUUAAAAAAAUAAAAUGAUAACAUAGACCA